UCUUCUAGUGAAAACACAAAUGAGAAUUUCAGCUUAUGGGACAUAGCGGGAAGAUUAGACUUUAAAAUGUGGUGGAAGAAAGAGCAAGAUUUGGAUACAGUUUGGGGUUGUGUGAUGGAGGAUUCCAAGAUCAAACACAUCUGUGUGUAAGAAAUAAGUUGUAGUCUCUCAGGAAGACAGAGAGAAAAGAUCAUUGGUGGGCUGAAAUGCUGGUCUGGCUACAAAGAAACAGGAAAGGAGUGGAAAUAUGGAUUUGAGAGUCAUUGGCAUAGAGACAGUAACUGAAAUCAUGUGAGCAGGGAAGUUAAUAUUCCAGUGCCCAUUACCAGUCCCCCAAGCAAAGUAGUGAAAAUGUCCCAAACUCUUAACCAACCCACACUGAUAAUGCAGUGAAUGUUUUCUCCUUAUACAGAGAAGAAGCAGAUAGCAGUGAUGAAGAAGAACAUGGACAGGCUGCAGAAGGCCGCAUGGAUGUUGCUAGUGGUGAGGCAGUUGAACGUGCACAAGCAGAUAGGGACCAGGAGGAAGACACUGAAAAACUGAAUGAUGAUGAGCUGGCAGAAUAUGCUUUGGAUAAAUAUGAUGAAGAGGAGAAUGCGGAUACAGUUAGCCUUGGAGAUACCUUAGCAGGUCUUACAGUGUAUGGGAGUAAUGAACAUGAUCCUUAUGUCACCAUUAAAGAUACUGAGCAAUAUGAACAGGAAGACUUUUUGAUCAAGCCUACAGACAAUCUAAUUGUUUGUGGACGGGUUGAUAAGGACCACUGCAGUCUAGAAGUUCACCUUUAUAAUCAUGAAGAGGAUUCAUUUUAUGUACACCAUGAUAUCCUCUUACCUGCAUAUCCGCUAAGUGUGGAGUGGCUUAACUUUGAUCCUAAUCCUGAUGAAUCUCCAGGAAAUUAUGUUGCAGUGGGUAACAUGACCCCUGUUAUUGAAGUCUGGGACCUUGAUAUAGUGGAUUCUCUAGAGCCAGUCUUUUCUCUUGGAAGUAAAAAAGAAAAGAAAAAGAAGAAAAAGGGAAAGAAGAGUUCAACACCACAAGGGAAUCAGGAUGGACAUACUGAUGCAGUUCUUGACCUGUCAUGGAAUAAGCAAAACAGAAAUGUGUUAGCAAGUGCUUCAGCUGACAACUCUGUAAUUCUAUGGGAUAUGUCUGUGGGCAAGCCAGCAGCGAACCUUACUUUACAUACGGACAAAGUCCAGACACUGCAAUUUCAUCCAUUUGAAACACAGACCCUUGUUUCUGGAUCUUAUGAUAAGUCUGCUGUCUUAUAUGACUGCAGAAGUCCACAGGAUAACCAUCGAAUCUGGCGAUUUAGUGGACAGGUUGAGAGAGUGACUUGGAAUCAUUUCUCACCUUGCAACUUCUUAGCUAGCACAGAAGAUGGCUUUGUGUACUGUCUGGAUGCUCGUUCUGAUAAGCCACUUUUUACUCUGAAGGCUCAUAAUGAAGAAGUAUCUGGACUCCAAUUAAGCAGUCAGAUCAAAGGGUGCCUUGUGACAUCAUCUGCUGACAAAUACGUGAAAAUUUGGGAUAUAUUGGGAGACAAACCAAGUCUGAUCCAUUCCAGGGAUAUGAAAAUGGGUGUUCUCUUCUGUGCAGCGUGUUGUCUUGAUUUGCCAUUUGUGUAUGCCUUUGGAGGAGAGAGAGAAGGCCUUCGAGUAUGGGAUAUAAGUAGUAUUUCUGCAGUGAAUGACGUUUUUGGAAGCAGAGAAAGACUAGUAGCUGCCAGUACAAACUCAGCAACUAGCAGCUCAUUUGCCAGCAGUAGCAGCAAAAGUCCAGAAGCAGCAAUGGAAUCAUGAUGGAUUAAACCUCACAUAGAUGGUAUAAGUGCAGAACAUAAAACCAGAGUAUACUUUGGGACUACAAUUUAUAUGAACUCUGCAUCCACUUUUUUGGAAAAUGUUCAUGGAAGUGUAUCAAGUUUCCUGCAAUGCAGCUUUUUUUUCAUCUUAUGGGAAGAAAGCAUGGUCAGUCCGAAGUUACAAGUUUCUGCUUCUAUUGCUGACUGACAUCUUUUCUAAGUGACAUCCUGCACCUUACUUUACUUAGCACUCAGAUGGGGAUAACACAUCACAUAUGUGUUUGAAAACAUCACUUUAUAAGUGAUGUUUACAAACACAUAUGAUACAUUUGGCGGGAAAGCACUGUGCUUCUGUAGAGUGUAUAUAAAGUAUUGAAAAAUGGGUUCCCUUUUAGUUGCAUAAUGAAAACUACAGCAAUUUUCAAUUGAAGUAGUUUUCAUUAUUUAAGCUCUUUUAGUGACAGUAGUCAAUAAUGAUUAAGUUCUCGCAAAGUGAUCUGAGCAUAGACCAUUUAACACAUUUCAAAUACAGCUUUUGAAAAAUUAGCAUCUUAUUUAGAACUGUGUUUUUUCAACUGGUGGAUGGCAAGGGCCAAGGGAACGGAGGUGAAAGUCAAUUGGGAGCUGUUAAGCAUUGUAAAACUACCAUAAAGUAAACAAAAUCUCAUUUCCCAUGUACCCUUACCCUUCAAGGGCAACUAUCCUGUUAGCCUCUUAAAACCCACAGAUUACACAGGUUUAUUGUUGUGAUAGUGAUACAUUUCCCCCCUUCUCUCUCAUAGCAGAUGGAAAGGGUUGUAAAAAUCUUUGGCUUUGAAUAAUAGGUCACCAACCUGCAAUUGUUAGAAUACGAAAUAGGGCAGAGAUGCAACUCGUAACCAGCCAUGGGCUUGGGCCAUUACACACAAUUUAAAUUUCUUAGAACAUCCAUAAUACAUGCAACUAUUGCACAUUCUUCUUAAACUGGAGGGAAUGCAGAGAAGGCUUUAAAUAGUCUCUAAGUUCACUUCAUUAUGGCACGGGUUAGGAUAGCAGUAGCUAAUGGAUAUGAAGUGUGCACAGUGGGAAGUUCUAGCUAUCUGGUGUGUACUUUUACUUAGACAACAUAGUAAAUUCUGCCAUGAUAAAAACACUUUGUACUUAUCCUAGUGCUGACUUACGGUGGUGGAAGACUUGCUAUCCUGUCCCAAACUCUAGCUUGCUGAUUAAAUCAGGAACUCGGAGAAUAUUUCAGGUUUGUCUAGUCUUUCCAUAGCUUGCCCUCCCUUGCCUUCAACCCACAUACUUUAGUUCUUCCUAUUGUGCACUCCGGAGUAAUGUUGAUCACUGAACAUUGUUCCCCCCAAAUAGUCCAUCUCAAACCUGUAAUCCUGACACUGUCUUGACUCCAGCCUUCUUCAUAAAGUAUCCUUUUGUCA
Messenger RNA from Pelodiscus sinensis (Chinese soft-shelled turtle), 3225 nucleotides. The record is from RefSeq and is a predicted model, not a curated record. Lineage: Eukaryota; Metazoa; Chordata; Testudines; Trionychidae.